AUGGAAGUACAAAGGUCUAAUAACAAUAAUGGGAAUAAUUUUGGGAAUAGGCCUCAACACCCUCUCGGGUUCCAACCACAAAGGAAUUCGGAUGAGGGGAGUAAGCUUGACAAGGCGCUUGAGAGGUUAGAAUGGAUGGAACUGGAAUCAAGGCAAAAAGACAAGAAUCAUGCCUCCACCAUUGAUCACUUGGAGACUCAAAUCUCCCAACUAGCCACCACUCUUCAAGGAAGAGCUCAAGGCGGUUUACCUUCAACCAUGGAAACUAACCCAAGGGAACAACUCAAAGCGGUUGAGCUUCGGAGUGGGAAGACAAUUGAAAAGUCUAAUGACAAGAGGCCAAGAAUUGAAGAAGAUGAGCCUAUUGUUGUUGAAGACAUUGCAAGCUCUAGCAAAGAAUUUCCAAGGGUUAAUGAGGAGGUAGUGAUUGAGGAGCCAUAUGUGAGACCACCUCCACCUCCCCCAUUUGUACCAAAGUUCCACAAGUUCCUGGAGAUAUUCAAAAAGCUCCAAAUCAAUCUUAGCCUUGCGGAUGCUUUGAGGAAAAUGCCUCAAUAUGCCAAGUUCCUCAAGGAUAUUAUCAUGAACAAGAGGAUUUGGGAGAAAGAUGGCAUAAUCUCCCUAACGGAAAGUUGGAGCUUUACUAUUUCUUGUACUAUUGGCAAUAUGAACUCUAUUAAUUGUUUAUGUGAUUUGAGUGCUAGCAUAAAUUUGAUGCCUUUGUUUCUUUUUAGGACUUUUGGUGAUCAACCGGUGAAGCGCACCUUGAUGGUAUUGCCACUUGCGGAUCAUUCUCUCAAGAAGCAGUAUGGGUUAGUAGAAGACGUGCUUGUUAAAGUGGAUAAAUUCAUCUUUCCGGUGGAUUUUGUGUUCUUACACUAUGCGGUGGAUAAGGAGUGUCCUAUGAUCCUUGGUCGCCCAUUAAGCGCAAAAAGAGCAACCACUGAGGAAAGGAAAGCGAGCGGCACAAUCAAGCGCUCAAGGGGAGGAAGAAGCAUCGGAAAGAGGAUUUGCGGAAGAAGAAAAUGUGGGAGCUGA
Mercurialis annua (annual mercury) is the source of this 1038-nucleotide messenger RNA. RefSeq lists its product as uncharacterized. Lineage: Eukaryota; Viridiplantae; Streptophyta; Magnoliopsida; Malpighiales; Euphorbiaceae. Bases 1 to 1038 code for a protein of 345 amino acids. The transcript has 3 exons. The record is from RefSeq and is a predicted model, not a curated record.